CGCGCAUUAAUUGUUGGCCGUUACUCUUCUUGGCUGGCAGGUCAGCCUGGCUGGCAGGCUGGACGCUUGAGCUCCCUCCUGCUGGACUGGAUGGUGGGCUUCCCGCUAGGCUGGAGGAAGGCUUCUGACCGGGCUGGAGGCAGGCUCCCGGGUAGGCUGGAAGGCAGGCUCCCGGGUAGGCUGGACCGCAGGCUUCCAGUUGGGCUGGACCGCAGGCUCCCAACUGGGCUGGUGGUCGGCAGGCUCCUGGCUAGGCUGGAAGGUAGGCUCCCCACUGGGCUGGAAGGCAGGCUCCCGGGUAGGCUGGACCGCAAGCUCCCAGUUGGGCUGGACCGCAGGCUCCCAGCUGGGCUGGUGGUCGGCAGGCUCCUGGCUAGGCUGGAAGGCGGGCUCCCCACUGGGCUGGAAGGCAGGCUCCCGGGUAGGCUGGACCGCAGGCUCCCAGUUGGGCUGGACCGCAGGCUCCCAGCUGGGCUGGUGGUCGGCAGGCUCCUGGCUAGGCUGGAAGGCGGGCUCCCCACUGGGCUGGAAGGCAGGCUCCCGGGUAGGCUGGACCGCAGGCUCCCUGAUUUCCCUGGUUGGUUGGACUGACUCGAGCUCUGGGUUGCUGGGCUUGGGCCCGCUGGUCCAAGUUCGGGGCCUGGGCCGAUUAGGCUCUGGGCCUAGUCCCAUAACCCCAUCAGUACUCAUUGUUUUGAUAUUUUUAUAUUUGUGAAUCAC
This is a messenger RNA of Cuscuta europaea, 720 nucleotides long. The record is from the annotation of a GenBank genome assembly. NCBI's taxonomy places the organism in Eukaryota, Viridiplantae, Streptophyta, Magnoliopsida, Solanales, Convolvulaceae.